This is a messenger RNA of Brassica oleracea var. oleracea, 399 nucleotides long. RefSeq lists its product as uncharacterized. NCBI's taxonomy places the organism in Eukaryota, Viridiplantae, Streptophyta, Magnoliopsida, Brassicales, Brassicaceae. The transcript has a single exon. The record is from RefSeq and is a predicted model, not a curated record. The coding region runs from base 1 to 399 and encodes 132 amino acids.
AUGGCAAAUGCAAGACUCCAUGGAAAUUACAACUCACAAGACACAGUGUUCCAAGAGACGAUAAGUGAUGGUUGUGAUCACAGAGUCUGGGACUGUGAGAGUCCUCUCUACGAUUCUUACGAGCUCGUCUCUUUUGCUCACAUAAUCGAACGCAAACUAUUGCCUUUCUCUCCACUCACUCGGCCGUCUAGUGUGAGUCUGCGAGCUCUGAUGGAUAAAGAUAAAGACGACUAUUCCUCUGUUUCCGAGACGACCACAAGAUGUGUUCAACGGAGGAAAAAAAGGUGGAAUAGAACAAAGAAGAAUGACGAAACAAAGGAAGAUAUCAAGAAGAAGAAGAGGAAGAUAUCUUCUUGUAUUUUAUGGUGCAAAUCGUCUUACAAGAACUUGUUUUUGUAA